AUGUCUAAACGACAUCGCUUGGAUUUAGGCGAUGAUUACUCGUCGAGCAAAAAGAGAUCUUCUGACGGAAAAGAUCGUGAUCGAGAUCGUGAUGACCGGUCGAAGGACAGGGAUCGUGACAGAGAUCGGGACCGGGAUAGAGAGAGGGACAGAGACAGGGAAAGCAAGGCCCCCAGCAUGACUCUGAACUCGAGCCUAGCGGCUGGAGGAGGCAUGCUUCCUCUUAAGCAAGCGGCUGUUCAUCAGCAGAUCAACCCCUUCACCAACCUGCCACACACACAGCGCUACUAUGAGAUCCUUAAGAAACGCCUUCAGCUGCCUGUCUGGGAGUACAAAGAGCGCUUCAAUGACAUCCUCACCCGCAACCAGAGCUUUGUGCUGGUGGGAGAGACCGGGUCUGGGAAGACCACACAGAUCCCUCAGUGGUGUGUGGACAUGGUCCGGUCUUUGCCGGGGCCUAAGCGGGGUGUAGCCUGUACUCAACCCAGAAGAGUGGCAGCCAUGAGUGUGGCUCAGAGAGUGGCAGAUGAGAUGGAUGUCAUGCUGGGACAAGAAGUCGGUUACUCCAUCAGAUUUGAGGACUGUAGUUCUGCAAAAACCAUCCUCAAGUACAUGACCGAUGGUAUGUUGCUCCGUGAGGCCAUGAACGACCCCCUCCUUGAGCGAUAUGGUGUUAUUAUCCUGGAUGAGGCUCAUGAGCGCACACUGGCCACAGAUAUUCUGAUGGGUGUCCUCAAAGAGGUUGUUCGCCAGAGGGCGGACCUAAAGGUUAUUGUCAUGAGUGCCACCCUGGAUGCUGGAAAGUUCCAGGUGUACUUCGACAACUGCCCCCUGCUCACUAUUCCUGGCAGAACACAUCCUGUGGAAAUCUUCUACACACCGGAGCCAGAGCGAGACUACCUGGAGGCAGCCAUCAGAACGGUUAUCCAGAUCCACAUGUGUGAGGAAGACGAGGGAGAUGUUCUGCUUUUCCUCACAGGACAGGAGGAAAUCGACGAAGCUUGCAAGCGGAUCAAACGGGAAAUUGAUGACCUGGGCCCGGAGGUAGGAGACAUCAAAAUCAUCCCACUCUACUCCACGCUCCCACCCCAACAGCAGCAGAGGAUCUUCGAGCCUCCUCCGCCUCGCAAGCCCAACGGAGCCAUCGGCAGGAAGGUCGUGGUAUCCACAAACAUUGCUGAGACGUCCCUGACCAUCGACGGCGUGGUGUUUGUAAUUGAUCCUGGCUUUGCCAAGCAAAAGGUGUAUAACCCCCGAAUCAGGGUGGAGUCACUGCUAGUGACUGCUAUCAGCAAAGCAUCAGCCCAGCAGAGGGCGGGGCGAGCUGGACGUACACGUCCAGGGAAGUGCUUCCGCCUCUACACUGAGAAGGCAUACAAGACUGAGAUGCAAGAUAACACGUACCCAGAGAUUCUCAGGUCCAACUUGGGCUCUGUGGUGUUACAGCUGAAGAAACUAGGUAUUGAUGACCUGGUGCACUUUGACUUCAUGGACCCACCAGCUCCUGAGACCCUGAUGCGUGCUCUGGAGCUGCUGAACUACCUUGCGGCACUGAAUGAUGAUGGAGACCUGACAGAGCUGGGCUCUAUGAUGGCUGAGUUCCCUUUGGACCCUCAGCUGGCUAAAAUGGUCAUUGCCAGCUGCGAAUUCAACUGCUCCAAUGAGAUCCUCUCAAUCACAGCCAUGCUAUCAGUCCCACAGUGCUUCGUGCGCCCAACUGAGGCUAAGAAGGCGGCUGAUGAGUCGAAGAUGAGGUUCGCCCACAUUGACGGGGACCACCUGACCCUGCUGAAUGUCUACCAUGCCUUCAAACAGAACCAUGAGUCAGUGCAGUGGUGCUAUGACAACUUUGUGAACUACCGCUCACUGAUGUCCGCCGAUAACGUACGGCAACAGCUGUCGCGCAUCAUGGACCGCUUCAACCUGCCACGGCGCAGCACCGAGUUCACCAGCCGAGAUUACUACAUCAACAUCCGCCGCGCGCUUGUCACUGGCUUCUUUAUGCAGGUGGCCCACCUGGAGCGUACAGGGCACUAUUUGACGGUGAAGGACAACCAGGUGGUCCAGCUGCACCCCUCCACUGUGCUGGACCACAAACCUGAGUGGGUGCUCUACAAUGAGUUUGUGCUGACCACCAAGAAUUACAUCCGCACCUGCACAGACAUCAAACCUGAGUGGUUGGUCAAAAUUGCACCGCAGUACUAUGAGAUGAGCAACUUCCCUCAGUGUGAAGCCAAGAGGCAACUGGAGCGCAUUAUUGCUAAACUCCAAACCAAGGAAUACUCUCAAUACUAAAUGCCCUGGUUGGCUUAAGGACAAUAUGAAAUUUAACCCUCAGCUCUCCAUGAGGUUUCCUCUCUGAACUCUGAAAGUUGUAUAUUGUCAUCUUUUCAACAUUAGGUUGCCAUUUAUAUAUUUUUUUUUUUUUUCUGUUCUGUUUCAGUUUAUUGUUAAGAUUAUUUUUAUAAGAUUUUUUUUUUCUUGCUCCCAUCCCUUCCUUUUUUGAUCACCCGAGAUAGCGUAUUGCAAAGUGGUCACUGUAGGCACUAAGGAUUGGUUAAAUUGGGAGCGAAUGCUCAACAGGGAUACAGUCAUCGACCAUCUUUAUGCAUGAUCAUUCAUGUGGAUGUUGACAUUCCUUAUAAACAUUGUGAACUUUUACUGAUGUAACUGAGUAGACAAGUCCUUGUUUAUUCUGUUAAAAAAAAGCUUUGAAUUCAAUAAAAACUAUUGAUAUCAGUU
Molecule: messenger RNA, 2742 nt
Organism: Pygocentrus nattereri (red-bellied piranha)
Lineage: Eukaryota; Metazoa; Chordata; Actinopteri; Characiformes; Serrasalmidae
Gene: dhx15
Product: DEAH (Asp-Glu-Ala-His) box helicase 15
Exons: 14
Coding region: 1-2295 (764 amino acids)
Cellular component (GO): intracellular anatomical structure; spliceosomal complex
Molecular function (GO): ATP binding; RNA binding; RNA helicase activity
Source: RefSeq, a predicted model, not a curated record